Molecule: messenger RNA, 2469 nt
Organism: Letharia lupina
Lineage: Eukaryota; Fungi; Ascomycota; Lecanoromycetes; Lecanorales; Parmeliaceae
Exons: 1
Coding region: 1-2469 (822 amino acids)
Biological process (GO): RNA processing
Cellular component (GO): nucleus
Molecular function (GO): RNA binding
Source: RefSeq, a predicted model, not a curated record
AUGGUAAAGGACUCCAAAAUCAAAGAGUUCCCGGAUAUUAGCAAUAAACUUACAGCACCGACCAAGAAGUCUAUCUUCGAAAAGCAGAAAGCGGAAGCGGAAGCAAAGCGUCAAAGAGAGCAGGAAGAAACAGCUGCUGUCUAUGAAGAUUUCGUAAAGUCUUUUGACGAUGAGGACAAUGGAGUGAGAUCAAGUGGUGGCCCUUCAAGAGGAGGAGGCUUUGGAGAUCGAGGAGGAUUCGCGGGUUUUGGAAAGAGACACUAUUCUGGGCCACCUGCCGGAAAUGCUGGCAAAAGUGGCUUGGGUGGAGGACGUGGUAGUGGACCAGGCAGUCUAGGGCCACCUUCGACAUCACUAUCACGCAAAAGAGCUUACGAUGGAUCGCUACCUACGCAGAGGGAAGGUCUGUUCGCUUUUGAAGAUGCUAAGGAGGGUCCAGCAGACCCCAAGACUGCUUUACAGCACUCAGACGACGAAGACACUGGCAGUAAUUCGAGGACGCAGGAGAGAGCUAUACCAAAGCCUACAAUUCGUCUGUCAUCUCUGCCACCAGGCACGUCGCCUGCCGCAAUCAAGGCUAUCCUGCCCCCAAAUUUGACAGUGGACGCAAUACGAAUGUUGCCUCCCUCUGGGCCCGGAACAAUGGAGCGGAAGUCUUCAUCAGCGGUUGUGACUCUGGCUAAAGACACACCCGCGCUCGACAUUGAUACCGUUGUUAGCGCUCUGCAAAACAGAUACAUGGGCCGUGGCUUCUAUCUAUCGCUUUCGAGGCAUUUAUCCUCGGCUUCGAUAGGCCUGGAUACGCCACCGUUGGGCCUCUCGUCUUCAAUAUCCUCCCUCCCAUUUGGUGCACGUCCUAUACCACCUCCCAAUCUGGGGAGAGCACCCCCAGGUGGACAUCGCGGCGGAUUUGCUCCACCAUCAUCGUACAAUUCAACACAAUAUGGGAGAAGCGCUCCUCAAGUCCAAGUCAAUGUCAAUCCACCAGGAGAUCUUAAGCAGCUCAAGCUUAUACACAAGACUCUGGAGGCGCUACUGACCCAUGGCCCUGAGUUUGAGGCUCUCCUUAUGAGCAGAAAGGAGGUUAAAAACGACGAGAAAUGGGCAUGGCUAUGGGAUUCUCGUAGUGCUGGCGGUGUGUACUAUCGCUGGAGACUGUGGGACAUUCUUACAGGAGCAUCAAGACGAAAAGGGCGCGACUUCUCAUCUUCCCAGCACAUCUUUGAAGGUGGAGCAGCAUGGGCAAUGCCAGAUAGAGGCCUGCCUUUCGAGUACGCGACCCGCCUCGAAGAGCUUGUCUCAGACUCGGAUUACGACUCAUCUGAAGACGAAGACUCUGGAGACGAAGGACGUAGACGAUACGCUCACCAUCACGGAGGAGCACCCCCACCCGACGGACCCAGUCUAGAUGCCGACAACGAAGCCUACCUUAACCCACUUCAAAAAGCGAAACUUGUCCACCUCCUCGCAAGACUUCCUACAACCAACGCCAAGCUCCGUCGAGGCGACGUAGCUCGCGUAACGGCUUUUGCAAUCCAGCACGCCGGCGAAGGCGCAGAAGAAGUAGUCCAGAUGAUUGUAUCCAACGUACAAAACCCCUUCGCGUUCACCAGCGCCAAUCCAGACCGCCAGCCCCCAAAUGAAGAAAAAGACGACGACCCACCCGCGGAAAACACACCCAACCCUUCAACAAUGGAAAAAGAAAUAGAAGACCUUUCCCCAGCCAAACUCAUAGCUCUGUACCUAAUCUCCGACAUCCUCUCCUCCAGCUCCACCUCCGGCGUCCGCCACGCUUGGCGCUACCGCCAACUUUUCGAAGCCGCCCUCAAACGCCACAAAACCUUCGAACAUCUCGGCCGCCUAGACAAACGCAUGAAUUGGGGCCGUCUGCGUGCCGAGAAAUGGAAACGCAGCGUCCAAAGCGUGUUAGCGCUAUGGGAAGGCUGGUGUGUCUUUCCGCAAGCGAGUCAGGAGCAUUUCGGUAGCGUCUUCGCCAAUCCGCCGCUUGGGAAGGAGGAGGAGGCGGCAAAGAUGGCGAGUGAGGAGGCAGAGAAGGUGGCGGAGAAGGCGAAGAGUAGGUGGAAGACGGUGGAUGAGCAGACGGCGGAGAGAGAAGCUGAGAUGGCGAAGCGGGCGGAGGAGGAUGAUAAGAUGGAUGUGGAUGGUGAGCCGAUGGUUGAGGAUGAAGGAGAUGUGGAUGGCGUGCCGAUGGAGGAUGAGGAUGAGGAUGUUGAUGGCGAGCCCAUGGUUGAUUCGGACGACGAACAACCCAGCGUUCCUAGAACAGAAGGAUCAGAGGAUCAGCCUAAAGCAGAGCUGUCGAGGCGGGAGGCAUUGGCUGCUUCCAUUGCUGCGAGAUUGGGCAAAGGAGCUGGUCCAGAAGCUCCGAAAGCUGCGUCGCCCGCUGCAGCCGCACGGACGCGAAGGCCGAAAGCAGCAGAUAUGUUUGCGGAUUCUGAUAGCGAGUAA